CAAUAGUAAUCCUGUAACACAACCGUACCAACCAAUCAGCGAUAGAAGGCGGGGCUUAGAGCUGCCACUGGAAUGAAUGGAGGAGUCAUUUGGCCUUUUCAACCAACAAUAUCAGAAAGAAUACUUUACCAGCAGUUCGGUUUCUUCCAGGAAGUGUUUAGGUUCUGAUCACUUAAAUAAGUGAGUGUGGACAGAUAUCUGGCAUUUUGAGGAGAUAGAGAGUGGAAAUGAGGCAGGAUAACCACAGGACACCUUGCUGACCCUUACACACACACACACACACACGCAAUGGGGAGUCCACAGCGGCCCACAACCCCACACCAGGGUCACCACAGAAACAGAUCUCUGUCUCCAACACAAAGGCCAACUGGUGGAAACACCAUCAUAGAGGGUGAUCUGCAUGGCGAGACAGUGGCAGUAACAGUGGAUCAGACAGAAGAUGGUCAUUUGGGCUUCAGUGUUCGUGGAGGAGCCGAGCACGGCCUCAACAUCUUCAUCAGCAAAGUGGAGGCCAACAGUGCUGCAGAGCAGGCAGGUCUGUGUGUAGGGGAUAAGCUCCUGGAGGUGAAUGGUAUCAGUCUGGAGAACAUCAGCAUGAGCAGCGCUGUGAAAGUGCUGACUGGCCACCGCCGCCUCCGAUUGGUCCUUCAGAGAGUGGGGCGGGUCCCUGGGAUCAGAUACACCAAUGAGAAAACCACCUGGGUAGAUCUGAUCCACCGCAGGAUGGUGGUAGAGGAGGGGGGCGUGUCUCUGUCAGAAAGCCGCACAGACGGCGCUCUGUGUCGUACAGUUCACCUGCACACGUCUCUCUCACAGCCCUGCCUCGGCCUCAACAUCCGCGGAGGAACAGAGUACGGCCUCGGCAUCUACGUCUCCAAGCUGGAUCCAGGAGGACUGGCUGAGCAGGGCGGGAUUAAGAUGGGGGAUCAGAUCCUGUCAGCCAAUGGUGUGAGCUUUGAGGGUAUCACUCACAGCAGAGCUGUGGAAGUCCUGAAGAGCAAACAUCACCUCACACUGACUAUCAAAGAGGCGGGGCGAUACCCAGCUUAUCAAGAGCUAGUGGCAGAGUACAGCUGGCUUGAUAAACGAAGCAGUAGAGCGCUCCAUUCUUCAUCGCGGGGGUCAGACUCGUUCUCGUCUGCCUCCUCUCUGUCCUCUGGAACCCCCGUCAGCUCGGUCGCUGGUCUCUCCCAGGCCACGCUGCCUCUCUCUCUGCCCCUCAGGUCCCAGAUGACCGACAUGUCCAGCUUCACAGAGGGCCAGUUUCUCACAGAUCCCAUCGAAAAAGACUUCCACGCAGAGACGAGUCUGAGCCGCGGCCCAACGGAGUUCCUGCAGGACUCGGCUAUCCGUAACGAUGGAGGAGGAGGAGGAGGAGACGAGAGAAGAGAGGGGAGGAAAACGUCUCUCCUGAUGGCGCUAAGCCGACCUGGUCCACCUAUCCGCAGGACCCAGAGUCACAUGACUGUCUCAGAAGAGGAACAGAGGAAGCAGAAGAAGCAGAAGGAAGGAAGAGAAGAAGGUGGGAUCCCGUUGCAGCGUUCCAAAACCUUCCUCGGCCUGCUUUGGAAGAGGAGCUCAUCUAGGGAGCGUUCCAAAUCUCCAUCCCGACCCGAGCCCAGUCAUGGUACAACGAGCAGCAGGUUGUCCGAUCAGGAAGUGCUCACUCAGGUGGAGGAAAUGGCCACGAAGCUGCUGGAGGAGGAAGACGUAGCCGUGCUCAUGGAGAUCUGUAAGCGGUAUACAGUGGAGCGAGAGUUGAAGUCUCUAGUGCUCCCCCUGCUGAGCAUUCUGAAUGGACCGGAGAAACUCCUGUUACUGAGGGAGAUCAGAAUGCUUGUCCCUGAGGAGGAUCUUCAGCUGUUUAACAGCAUGGUGAAACCCUUCGAGGAGGAAGCCUACCACAUAUUAAAGAGACGCUCUCGACGGUCGUCCCCUUUGCGAUCUCCCAAGGCAGGCCACGCCCCCAAGCGCCACCUCAUCACACCUGUUCCAGACCAGCACGGUGGAUUCGAGCUCCAGGCAGCCGAGGACGUGGACAGACAGAACCGGCUGCUGGAACAAUUACAGCGUCUUCAUGUGUCUCAGACGCAAAGCGAGACGGAGGAACCUAACCGAGUGUCCUUCACUCCUCUGCUGGACAUUCCUGUAGACUCAUAUUCUCACCCAGAAUCCCUCAAACCACCCAGAUCAUCUCCAACAAUCCCCAACUGGCUACUGACCCAAAAUUCACACUCUGCUCCUACCACGGAGGACGAGCUCGAAACCACCACGAGAAGGGGGAGGUCUCCUUUCCGAAACGGACACUCGGAAAGCAAAGCGAAUAAAAAAGAGAAGGCAGAACGGGACGUUUUCUUCACCGUAGUGGACACUCCUCGUCACAGGAGACCACUGCUGUCUCAGGUCUUCGGUCCACUCAGGAGAUCACAGAGCGGCGAAAAGCAAACGCAAGAACAUCGUGAUGAUCAGGAGUAUGAACUCAAAACCGUCUGCAUCAGCAAAACCAAGCAGUCACUGGGGAUCAGUAUCUCGGGUGGCGUGGAGUCCAGAGUGCAGCCUGUGGUCAAGAUCGAGAAGAUAUUUCCAGGAGGAGCUGCAUCUACUAACAACAUGCUGAAGGCUGGCUUUGAGCUGGUGUCAGUAGACGGCGUAUCUCUGCAGGGCAUCACGCAUCAGGACGCGGUGGAAAUCAUCCGCCAAGCCUUCAGCAACAAACACACCGACCCCAUGGAGCUGGUGGUGAAGGUCCCUAAACACUCCUGAGACACAAUCAAUGCUUUAAUCGUGCUGAAAAUCACUCUACCAUAAACUGCUGAACUGUUCAGUGUGCAGAAACGUCGUCCGGACACAUAAUGAUACCCGUCACGACACCCAUAAGUGACAGCGUGAAGGCAAAAUACAAUACAGCUGCAUUCCAGCACUGCUUCUAACAUGUUCUCCUCCCGUUCUUCUCACUACCUUGAACCAUCUUAAAAGCCACUUCUACAGCUUUUAGUGACGCAGGUGAUGUUUUAGAGGCCCGAGGUAUCGCCCUUUCUGAGCUAAAUCAUUACCUUGUCCCACUCCUAGCUAGUCUCUAACUAACUAACUAGCUAGCUAACUAGCCUAUCUUGCUCUCUACAUUAGGUGUUUUAUUCUCAGUGAUGCAGACGUAAUAAAGAUCAGUGUAACUCUGGUGAUGAGGAGGUUGUUUGUUUGUCUUCGCUGUAGCUUAGGAAGCAGAAUCUGAGCUGCUUGAAGUGAGACGUUGCAUCACGUUCCAGCGAACGUCCCAAACAUACACGCGCUGCCAUGUUUAGUUAUAUUGCAGCGCUGCAAUGUUUUUUUGAUUCAGUAUUUGAUGUCGUAAAAAACUCCUCAUACUCCACUCAUUUUCACCAUUACUUUGUCCUCCGUGUUUGUUUUUCCUGCUCGACACCCUAACUUGUGAUCUGAUUGGUCGAACGUUGAUGUCACUCAGCGCUUUUUUCUGAAAAGUUGAAGCUCUUUGAAUUUGGAAACUUAUUUGGAACUUUUACCAAAAACAAACAAAAAAAA
Molecule: messenger RNA, 3537 nt
Organism: Pangasianodon hypophthalmus (striped catfish)
Lineage: Eukaryota; Metazoa; Chordata; Actinopteri; Siluriformes; Pangasiidae
Gene: pdzd7b
Product: PDZ domain containing 7b
Exons: 16
Coding region: 289-2763 (824 amino acids)
Biological process (GO): auditory receptor cell stereocilium organization; sensory perception of sound
Cellular component (GO): stereocilium tip; stereocilia ankle link complex; plasma membrane
Molecular function (GO): protein binding
Source: RefSeq, a predicted model, not a curated record